Rana temporaria (common frog) is the source of this 2848-nucleotide messenger RNA. It is a transcript of the gene NOCT, whose product is annotated as nocturnin. The coding region runs from base 174 to 1553 and encodes 459 amino acids. NCBI's taxonomy places the organism in Eukaryota, Metazoa, Chordata, Amphibia, Anura, Ranidae. Gene Ontology annotation, molecular function: poly(A)-specific ribonuclease activity. The record is from RefSeq and is a predicted model, not a curated record. Gene Ontology annotation, biological process: circadian rhythm. The transcript is spliced from 3 exons.
CCUGUAACGUCACCGUGCUGGGAUGAAUGCGCGGGGCAUGGCUCGGUGACUAAGACACUGGUAUCUGAGUAGCAGAGCGUCAUAGCGGCAGUACGAGGUAGACGGCGAACUAGUGAGUGUGCUGCGGGAGGUCAGUCAGCGUCGUGUGCCAUUAGUGUGAGUUGAGGCUGGGAAUGUAUCAGAGUGCGGCAGGUAGGCUGUGCUCGGCGCUCAGAGACGUGCCCGCGCUCUGCGCCUCCUCUCUGCGGCAACAGCCACACCACUCCCCGGUCAGGACCAGGACGCUAUCCCCGCCCGUACUGGGCAGCUUCGGCUGCUGCCACAGUCUGGCCGGCUGGAUAGGGGACGGAGCGGCUAAAGCGGUUCCCACCACGAGCACGGCGGUAACCACGACAGUACCGAACGGAGGAACAACAGGGAGUCCGGCCAGGACGGCCCCGAGAGCGGUUUGUUCCAUGGGAAACGGUACAAGUCGCCUGUACAGUGCUCUUGCCAAGACUCUCAGCGGCACUGCAGCCACCCCCCAGCAUCAGGACUAUCUGGAACAGUCAGAGCAUGACCAGCUGGAUCCGCUGGACCCCAAGGAUCUUCUGGAGGAAUGCCAAGUUGCCCUGCAGGGAAGGCCUCCCCGGCUUCAUAGAGAAUUUGUUCCACACAGAGAUGAUUUUAGCAGCCCCCAUGCAUUUAGGGUGAUGCAGUGGAAUAUCCUUGCUCAAGCCCUCGGAGAAGGCAAGGAUAACUUUGUCAAAUGUCCCAAGGAAGCGUUGAAGUGGGAAGAGAGGAAGUAUUUGAUCCUGGAGGAGAUCCUUAUUUAUCGUCCUGAUGUCCUGUGCCUGCAGGAAGUGGAUCACUACUUUGACACUUUCCAGCCAAUACUCAGUAGGUUAGGCUACCAAUGUACGUUUCUAGCAAAGCCGUGGUCUCCCUGCCUUGAUGUUGAGCACAACAAUGGACCUGAUGGCUGUGCCCUGUUCUUUCUGCAAGACAGAUUUCAGCUCAUUAGCAGUGCCAAAUUCAGGCUGUCCGCAAGGACCCUGAAAACCAACCAGGUGGCCAUUGCUGAAAUCCUUCAGUGCAAAGAGACUGGUAGCUUGAUGUGCAUUGCUGUUACCCACCUAAAGGCCCGUACUGGGUGGGAGAGGUUCAGGCUUGCACAAGGCUCAGAUCUCUUGCGGAAUCUUGAAUUGCUUACGCAAGGGGCUAAAAUUCCCCUGGUUGUGUGCGGAGAUUUCAAUGCAGACCCAACAGAGGAGGUAUACAAGCGAUUUGCGUCUUCAAACCUGAACCUUAACAGUGCCUACAAGGUGCUCAGUGAAGAUGGAGAGACUGAGCCUCCUUACACCACCUGGAAAAUCCGGCCCACUGGAGAGUCUUGCAAUACCCUAGAUUAUAUUUGGUAUUCCCAGAAUGCUUUGGAAGUGAAUUCUGCCUUGAGUCUGCUUACAGAGGAGCAAAUUGGGCCAAACAGGCUCCCAUCUUUUACGUACCCAUCCGAUCAUCUUUCACUGAUCUGCGACUUCAGUUUUAACAUGGACCCAGACAGGCUGUUAUAGUUGCCAGUGACUGAACUGUAGCUGGUGUAAAGUGAUGCGAAUUCAACUCUAAUGCAAGUAGCACACUAUGUGCAUCGGCCUUUCCUGAACCUCCUAUUUUUGAAGCUUGUAUUCAAUAAUAAUUUUUUUCUGGUUGCGUCAAUUAAGCUGUUAUGCCAAAACCUUUGUUGGACUUUGCACACUAUCAAUUUAAACGGAGGCUAUGGUGUAUUUUAGUUUGUACACCUUUCCACAUGAUCAUAGGUUACCUAAAUUUUUUUUUUUUUUUACAUUUUGACACCCUUUUGCUGUUUUUCAUGCUUUGUACAGAGAAAGUCUACAGAAUCGUGCAAAUCUUUUUAUUGGGAGAAACUUUUUUGCAGAACCGCCACUGAGAUCACAUAAAGUAGUGAAUGAGUAAUCGCUUUACACUAAGAAAGAAGGGGGUAAAGCUUCAUCAUUGUGCAGCACUACGGAGCAGGAAGCACAGCAUGCAUAAUACACAACAGAAAAUGGGCCGGCUCCACAAGCCAUAUUUAUAAAAUAUAAAAAUGAUAGAAUAAUUAAUAAGAUUUUAUGCUGAUAAACCGGUACAUCUAAGAAGCUUCUACAAGACUCGACGGUUUGCAUACCUGUGCUUCUAGUAAGGCAAAAAUGCCCAUGUUUGUGUCUUCAUGUAUGUUCUAUUGAUUUUAUUUUUCUCACUGCGGUUGUAGCAUUUUCAAAACCAAAUGCCUUUGUAAAGAGAGGUGCAUAUCUAUUUAGUUUACCAUGUUCUAGUUGUUAGUCACUUGUUUUAAAUGUCACUUUCUGAAAGUAUUUAUUUUUCUACAUUAAACAAAUGUCAACUAGUAAUAUUUAUUUUGUAAGAAAGGGCCUAGGAUUAGCUUUUUUAUUAUUUUGAGGUGCAAUAUCAAAAGAUGCCAGUUGAAAAGCAGGGCCUGUCCUCAGAUCGAAUGCAUUUCUUAUUAUGUACAUACAGGAUGUAUGUUUAUGUCCUGAGGUUUCCUUUAUUUAAAAAAGAACAGUAGAUGCUCACCCUGAUUCCCACAUUAGUGCUUGAUGUAGAUAUUUAUUUGUUGCAAAUUAACAUGAUUUUAUCAAUAGGCCUAACUGUAACUUAUUGUUAGUUUCAUAGAAUUUCGGGACACUUGAAUGUUUCAAUGGAAUGUACAAUUCCAGAUCACGGUCUGUAUUUCUUGUGAAUGAUCGUGUUAUGAGAUAAUGACCCUGUUGCAGUAUUGUAUUAGAUAUUUGAUACAGACCAAAGUACUAUAUCAUUUCUUAUUGUGCAAUUAAAAUCCACUUUAAACAUA